AAAAAAACAUGGUACCAGUUUGAGCGGCGAUCCGUUAGCCUCGCCUUUCUCUCAAUCUCACGAGAAAGAGAAAUCUUAGAAGUCAACAACCUCGUCAUUAAUGCACGAUCCUCUUCCCUUUCUUUUCACUCCUCGUCGUCACCUCCACCACCAUGUGAAUAUCUAGCGAUAUCUCUGCUUCUUAGAAACGUUAUUAUUGUCAUGGAUCUUCUUCUUCAAAUUACGAGCUUAUUUAACGUGUGAAAGAGCUUCUUCGGUGUGAUUUUUUGUAGAGUGAAAAAGAAAAUAAUAAAGGGUUUUGUAAGACAAUGGAGAAGAAGAAGUAUCCCAUUGGAUCCGAGAAUUAUCUUCUUUACGAAGAGGUUGGUCAAGGUGUUAGUGCUUCUGUUCAUCGUGCCUUGUGUGUUCCUUUUGAUGAGAUUGUCGCCAUCAAGAUUCUUGACUUUGAACGCGAUAACGCUGAUCUGAGUAAUAUUUCACGGGAAGUGCAAACAAUGAUCUUGGUGGACCAUCCUAAUGUUCUGAAAUCACAGUGCUCCUUUGUCAGUGAUCAUAAUUUGUGGGUUGUUAUGCCAUUUAUGGCUGGGGGUUCUUGUCUUCACAUAUUGAAGGCUGCUUAUCCUGAUGGUUUUGAGGAGUUGGUGAUAGCAACAAUACUACGUGAGGUAUUGAAGGGAAUAGAGUAUCUUCAUCAACAGGGCCACAUACAUCGCGAUGUUAAAGCUGGUAAUAUUCUCGUUGAUGGACGUGGCGCAGUCAAGUUGGGAGAUUUUGGUGUUUCUGCUUGCCUUUUUGAUUCAGGAGACAGGCAACGGAUGAGGAAUACAUUUGUUGGGACGCCUUGCUGGAUGGCACCUGAGGUCAUGGAGCAGCUUCAUGGAUAUGAUUUCAAGGCUGACAUCUGGUCCUUCGGGAUAACUGCUUUGGAGCUUGCGCAUGGGCAUGCUCCUUUCUCAAAAUAUCCUCCAAUGAAGGUGCUGCUUAUGACCUUGCAAAAUGCACCCCCAGGCCUGGAUUUAGAAAGGGAUAAGAAGUUCUCUAAGUCUUUUAAGCAGAUGAUUGCUAGUUGUUUGGUAAAAGAUCCUUUGAAACGACCUUCUGCAAAUAAGUUGUUAAAGCAUUCCUUUUUCAAGCAAGCAAGGUCGAAUGACUAUAUCGUACGGACAUUAUUGGAUGGAUUGCCCGAUCUUGGUGAUCGUAUCAAGGAUUUGAAGAGAAAGGAAGAAGACAUGCUUGCUCAAAAGAAGAUGCCCGAUGGGGAAAUGGAGGAACUAUCACAGAAUGAAUACAAACGGGGAAUUAGCGGUUGGAACUUCAACCUUGAAGAUGUGAAGGCUCAGGCUUCCUUGAUACCAGAUGCUGAGGACCAUACGACUGAUAGUAAUCCGGGAGGAAGCUCGAAUUCUUUGUCUACACUUGAUGCAGUUGAAAAGCAAUCAGAACCUCGGAAUUCUUCCCUAGGACAAGUCACAGAAAUGAUGGAGGAUAAAGACAUGCAAAAUCGAGCUGCACCACUUCCAUCAGUCAACUCUGCAAUAAAUAUUACGAAAGUUAGAAGUGUAAAAUCCGAUGAUGACUCAAUCAAUGCAAGUCCAUGCCAUGAAAGGCAUGUUUCGCAAAAUUCUUCACCUUUUCCAGAUCGUGUUGAAGGAAAUGCAACUGAAAGGCCAGCUUCUGAUAUCAACGGAAAACCUAGUGACAAGUUGCAAAAUCAACCACCAAAUAAUUCAAAUAUCAACGGAGCAAUAAUUAAUCAAGAUGGAGAUGAUGUACCUUCUGAAAAUCCUUCAAAGCCAUUUAAGUCAUCAGAGCUGUUUGAAGGGGCAAGCAGUGAGGAACUAGAUGAAAAGGCAAAGCCUCCAGUUGUUCAGCAAAGAGGACGAUUCAAAGUUACUUCAGAGAAUGUUGAUAUAGAAAAGGCGGUCUCACCUCUGGUUCUGCAGAAGAGUCACAGCAUGCAGGUUCGUAAUUUUGAGGUGCUCACCCAACAUCCAGGAACGCCUUCGCCAUCACCAUCAGAAACCAUACCAUCAACUGUUUUGGAUCAUUCUGUGUUUCCACUAUUGCUUUCUCUUCUACAGACAAAUAUUACUCAAAGGGAUGGUAUUCUGCAUCUAAUGAGGCAACUUUAUGGAGGUGACACUGCAGGCAACCGCACAACUGAUGGGGGAUGGGCAACGGCGCAAGGUGGAUCUACAGAGAAAUCUUUGAUAGAAGCAGCUCAUGAUAGGGAGAAGGAAUUGCUUCAUGAAAUAACCGAGUUGCAAUGGAGGCUUAUACGAACACAAGAAGAGCUCCAAAAGUAUAAAACAGAAAAUGCUCAGGUAUGAUUUCUUUAUCCAAAUGGGAGCUUGAUGGAUGCAGAACAAAUUCGAAAAACCUUACUAGCUACACCGGCGAAGCUCACAGAGGAGACAGUCCCUAGAUUGAUCAUAUUUUGACACAGAAGAGAACUAAUUGUUGGUAGCUCGUUAUUAUUUUUGGAUUACAGAUUUGUUUCAGCAUGUAAUAUUUUACCCCACAUGUGCAGAUUCACCAUUGAUGGAAUCUCAAAUGUAAACAAGAAAAGGUUUCUAUUUAUAAUCAACUUGCUAGUGUAAA
Populus trichocarpa (black cottonwood) is the source of this 2601-nucleotide messenger RNA. RefSeq names its product serine/threonine-protein kinase BLUS1. Gene Ontology annotation, molecular function: protein kinase activity; protein serine/threonine kinase activator activity; ATP binding. The record is from RefSeq and is a predicted model, not a curated record. The transcript is spliced from 21 exons. Gene Ontology annotation, biological process: protein phosphorylation. NCBI's taxonomy places the organism in Eukaryota, Viridiplantae, Streptophyta, Magnoliopsida, Malpighiales, Salicaceae. Bases 309 to 2330 code for a protein of 673 amino acids.